Molecule: messenger RNA, 2184 nt
Organism: Alternaria alternata
Lineage: Eukaryota; Fungi; Ascomycota; Dothideomycetes; Pleosporales; Pleosporaceae
Product: oligopeptide transporter-like protein
Exons: 2
Cellular component (GO): fungal-type vacuole membrane
Molecular function (GO): oligopeptide transmembrane transporter activity
Source: RefSeq, a predicted model, not a curated record
AUGGCACCAGACCGGGGAUCCGCAUCGUUGGAAAAUGAAAGAGGAGGGCAUGGUGAAGAGACGGAUGAUCAUGCGCUCGGCCGCAGCAGGUCGGGAGCCCGCAAGUACCUGGCUGAACAGGCGUCGCAGCCACAGAACUUUACGCUUCGAGGUGUUUUGGUAGGCUUGGCGAUUGGUGUGGUGAUUUGCUUCUCGAAUAUGUACUUUGGGUUGCAGACUGGUUGGGUUUCUGGCAUGGCUAUGCCUUCUGCUCUGAUCGGAUUCGCAUACUUCAAGGUCGUUGCAAAGACACUCAAGUUGCCAUUUACGCCGGUUGAGAAUGUUCUGGUUCAAUCAGUUGCGGGAUCGGUCGGCACCAUGCCACUCGGAUGUGGAUUCGUAGGAGUAAUCCCUGCUCUGAACUAUCUGUUGAAACCUGAGGAAAACGGACCUUUGGAUAUAAGUCUAUGGAAGCUGAUCGUGUGGUCUGUGGGCAUUUGCUUCUUUGGUGUUGUGUUUGCGGUACCACUACGGAAAGAGAUGAUCAUCAGGGAGAAGCUAAAGUUUCCGAGUGGGACUGCGACUGCUCUUUUGAUCAAGGUGCUCCAUGGAGAUGAAAAGUCCAAGACGAUGAUGGUACGCGAAGGGAUCCAAGAUAGGGAUGACCAGUCCGAUGACGGAGAGGAGGCACAGGGCCUACUACAAGGUUCAAGCGCGCAGCGGGAAGAGCACGAUCUUAGGCCGUCCAUGGAUGACAGCAUGAAGGAUCCAGAUCAAGAGCUUGGAGAAGAUGGGGACUGGAGAUCUAAGAUCAGGUUGCUGCUCAUCUCUUUUGGCGGAUCCGCACUAUACACUGUCGUAUCGUACUUCAUCCCGCAGCUCCACGACAUACCCGUUUUCGGUCUUCCCUUGGCGCAGAACUGGCUCUGGACUUUGAACCCUUCGCCUGCGUACGUGGGUCAAGGUAUCAUCAUGGGUCCUGCUACGACGCUUCAUAUGCUCCUCGGUGCCAUCAUAGGCUGGGGCAUCCUUUCACCACUCGCCAAGCACAAAGAAUGGGCUCCAGGGCCAGUGUCAGACUGGACAAACGGAUCAAAAGGCUGGAUAGUCUGGAUCUCUCUUGCCAUUAUGCUCGCGGAUUCCCUUGUUAGCCUGGGGUGGCUUCUUUUGCGUCCCGUCAUCACAGUCGCAAGAGCUUAUUACCCUACUGCAAAAGAAAAUUUCCAAUCGCAUACUUGGAAAGAGAUAUUCACGCUGAACAUCACAUCCAAGCCACAGUACACUCAGCUCAGCGAUGGCACGUCAGCGAACCCGUUGGCAGCGAUCAAGCAACAUCUCGCUGAAGGUGCCGAGCCGGAUGCCCCGCCUGAGCAUCUUGUUUCGAACCGUACCACUAUCAUCGGUCUAAUUGCUUCGCUAAUUCUUUGCGUCGCUGCCGUCCAUGUGUCAUUCCCAGGCCUCAUUCCCUUCCGGCUUACCCUACUAUCGCUCGUACUUGCGCUCGUCCUAUCCAUUAUGGGUGUCCGCGCACUUGGCGAAACAGAUUUGAACCCCGUUUCUGGUAUCUCGAAGCUCACUCAACUCGUCUUCGCGCUCGUCACGCCCACCACUGGGCCUGGUGCCAAGAAUGCGGUCAUUAUCAACCUUGUUGCAGGCGCCAUCUCCGAGUCUGCUGCACUACAAGCAGGCGAUCUACUACAGGAUCUCAAGUGUGGUCAUCUGCUAGGCGCAGCGCCGAAUGCGCAGUUUUGGGGCCAGAUGAUCGGUUCAGCAUUCGGUGCGGUGUUGUCUGCUGUUGUAUACAAGCUGUACACAAACGUAUACACCAUUCCCGGUGGCCUGUUCGAAGUGCCGACAGGAUACGUGUGGGUCUUUACUGCGCGAUUGGUGACAGGCAAGGGCCUACCGCCAAUGGUCAAGGAAUGGGCUAGCGGGGCGGCUGUCAUAUUCGCCGUAGGUACUAUGAUCAGAGUCUGGGGUAACAACAGAAAGCAGAGGGGUUUGAGUGGAUGGUGGAUCGACUUCGUGCCUGGUGGAAUCGCCGUUGCUGUUGGCAUGUAUAACACUCCAUCUUUCACGUUGGCGCGUACAAUAGGCGGUCUGCUCAGUCUAUGGUGGCGGCGAUGGAAGGGUCGAAGCGAGACACCUAUAAUCGUGCUUGCAAGUGGAUUGAUCCUUGGCGAAGGACUGUUUAGUAUCGUGAAC